AUGUUUCGUCUUAACUCACUUUCUGCACUGGCAGAGCUGGCAGUGCGCUCUCGAUGGUACCAUGGAGGAUCACAGCCCACCCAGAUCAGGCGACGGCUAAUGAUGGUGGCUUUUCUUGGAGCAUCUGCAAUAACUGCAAGUACUGGUCUGUUGUGGAAAAGGGCCCUUGCAGAAUCUCCGCCAUCUGCAGACAACAUCAAGAGUGAACUUGGUGAUAAAGGGAAGAGUAAAGAGGAAGGGGAAGAUUGUAAUGCUGAAAAAAAGGCUGCAGGUGUUUGUCUUGAGCCUUAUCCAGAAGAGAAAAAGAAGAAACGUUCUGGAUUCAGAGAUAGAAAAGUGAUGGAAUAUGAGAAUAGGAUUCGUGCAUAUUCCACACCAGAUAAAAUCUUCCGCUAUUUUGCCACCUUGAAAGUAAUCAGUGAGCAUGGUGAAUCUGAAGUGUUUAUGACACCACAAGAUUUUGUGCGAUCCAUAACACCCAAUGAAAAACAACCAGAACACUUGGGUCUGGAUCAAUAUACAAUAAAACGCUUUGAUGGAAAGGAUUUCUGGCAGAAAAUUGCCCAGGAACGAGAAAAAUUUGCUGAUGAAGGCAGUAUAUUUUACACCCUUGGAGAAUGUGGACUCAUAUCCUUUUCAGACUACAUUUUCCUUACGACUGUUCUUUCCACUCCUCAGAGAAAUUUUGAAAUUGCCUUCAAGAUGUUUGACUUGAAUGGAGAUGGAGAAGUAGACAUGGAAGAGUUUGAACAGGUUCAGAGCAUUAUUCGCUCCCAAACCAGCAUGGGAAUGCGUCACAGAGAUCGUCCAACAACUGGUAACACCCUCAAGUCUGGCUUGUGUUCAGCCCUCACAACCUACUUUUUUGGAGCUGAUCUCAAGGGGAAGCUGACAAUCAAAAACUUCCUUGAAUUUCAGCGUAAACUGCAGCAUGAUGUUCUGAAGCUGGAGUUUGAACGCCAUGACCCUGUGGAUGGGAGAAUCACUGAGAGGCAGUUUGGUGGCAUGCUGCUGGCUUACAGUGGAGUGCAGUCCAAGAAGCUGACUGCCAUGCAGAAGCAGCUCAAGAAGCACUUCAAAGAGGGAAAGGGGCUGACAUUUCAGGAAGUGGAGAACUUCUUUACUUUCCUAAAGAAUAUUAAUGAUGUAGACACUGCAUUGAGCUUUUAUCACAUGGCUGGGGCAUCUCUUGAUAAAGUGACCAUGCAGCAGGUAGCCAGGACAGUGGCUAAAGUGGAACUCUCAGAUCACGUGUGUGAUGUGGUGUUUGCACUCUUUGACUGUGAUGGCAAUGGAGAGCUGAGCAAUAAGGAAUUUGUUUCUAUCAUGAAGCAACGGCUGAUGAGGGGCUUGGAGAAGCCCAAAGACAUGGGCUUCACCCGCCUCAUGCAGGCCAUGUGGAAAUGUGCACAGGAGACUGCCUGGGACUUCGCUUUGCCCAAACAGUAA
Molecule: messenger RNA, 1449 nt
Organism: Rangifer tarandus platyrhynchus (Svalbard reindeer)
Lineage: Eukaryota; Metazoa; Chordata; Mammalia; Artiodactyla; Cervidae
Source: the annotation of a GenBank genome assembly